Messenger RNA from Dovyalis caffra, 387 nucleotides. NCBI's taxonomy places the organism in Eukaryota, Viridiplantae, Streptophyta, Magnoliopsida, Malpighiales, Salicaceae. The record is from the annotation of a GenBank genome assembly.
AUGUGUGUGUUUGUGGUUUUGGAGCUAAAAUUGAAGCAAAAGGAUUCAACCUGUUAUUGGUGUAUACUUAGAGCAGAAGAAAUUAAGAGAAAUAUGAUGAUGGAAAGCAGCUUAGGAGACAUGUUGUUGAAGGUGGGGAUGUUUGUUCUAGUACAAGCAUUGGUUUAUCUCAUCCUUUCAAAAUCAUCCAAUAUAUUCUCCAAGACACAUGAGAAGAGAUCGUUAAGCUUCAAGACAGCUCGCUCUGUUAGCAUUCGAAGGAUUCUUGCUGCCCUGCAAGACUUACCUGCUGGUGGUGAAUUGUCUCCAGCUUCUUCAAAGAGCACGCAAACGCAAUCCCCUACUGUUGAGAAGUCUAAAGAUCGAAUGACAUGUAAGGCUGAUUAA